CAUUGGCUUUGACAGAUAUUUAUCUCCCAGCAACAGAAAGAAAAUGGUUUUUAAUGGCAUGGUAGUUGGGCUCUUUUUUCUAUUUCAGAUUGUAUUUGGUGUUCUGGGGAAUUCAUUCCUCCUGGGCCUUUAUACCAUCAUCUUCUUCAUUGGUCUCAGAGUGAGGCCCAUUGACUUGAUUCUCUGCCACUUGGCCUUUGUCAAUAAUUUGGUGCUUCUCUCCAAAGGGAUCCCACAGACAAUGGUUACUUUGGGGCUCAACAAUUUCCUAAAUGAUAUGGGAUGUAAAUUUGUGUUUUACCUUCAUCGAGUGACACGAGGCCUUUCUCUCUGCACCACCAGCCUCCUAAGUGGUUUCCAAGCCAUCACUUUAAGUCCCAGAAGCUCCAAGUUGUCAAAAUUCAAAGUCAGAGUCCCAAAAUGUAUGGCCCUGUUUUGUCUUUUGUGCUGGACUUUUCAUCUGGUGACAAAUUAUUAUUAUUUUUUAUAUUUCAAAGCCCAAAUGGGAAGCAAUAACACCACUGAAAGAAUUGAUUUAAUUUAUUGUACUGCUACAAUUGAUGUUUUAUUUAAUUAUGCACUAUAUGUAUUAAUAAUUUCUCUUCCUGAUGUUUUUUGUAUAGUAAUCAUGGCAGGGGCCAGUGGAUAUAUAAUUUUUGUCUUAUACAGACACCACCAGAGAGUCCAAUAUAUACAUGGGAAUAAUCUCACACUUAUUAGAUCCCCUGAGACCAGAGCCACCCAAAUCACACUGUUGUUGGUCUGCAUGUUUGUAUCUUUUUACUCUCUGAAUUCUGUUUUAAUAUUGCAUCUACAAUUUGGGAAGCCAAUUUUCUGGCUGAUUCAUGUCUCUACCUUCCUGUCUGCCUGUUUUUCAGCUUGUAGUCCCUUUGUUCUAAUUGUCAGUGAUUCUCAAAUCCCCAAAUGCAUCUUGAUUCUUUGGAAUAGGAUAAAUGUAAUGGGCUGA
Molecule: messenger RNA, 967 nt
Organism: Sarcophilus harrisii (Tasmanian devil)
Lineage: Eukaryota; Metazoa; Chordata; Mammalia; Dasyuromorphia; Dasyuridae
Product: vomeronasal type-1 receptor 1-like
Exons: 1
Coding region: 44-967 (307 amino acids)
Biological process (GO): G protein-coupled receptor signaling pathway
Cellular component (GO): membrane
Molecular function (GO): pheromone receptor activity
Source: RefSeq, a predicted model, not a curated record